GUCUUUGUGGGUGCAACGCGACGGUCGUGUGAGCACAAAAAUUCUAAAUAAGCAGUUGCCAUAGUCGCAGUUGCAGUCGUAGUCGCAGCAACUUUAAACGCAAAACUGAAAAGAUUAAAUCGAAGCUUCAUUAGCUAAUAACGCACAAGAGACGAUCGAUCGGUCAUAGGCAAAAAGCCCUGCGCAUUGUGUGUGUUUCGGGGUGUUGCCAGAUUGUUGGCGUUCUGGGUGGUGGUGUUGGAGCAAGUGCGCCAGUUGAGCUCGUGGUUUGUGGUGGUUGCCAGAAUCAUUUCACUUAUUGUGCCUCAAGUAUUGGCAUCAAGUGCUCGAGCCACCCUAAAGAUCAAGAUGCUGAUCAUGUUGACGCUGGCGCUGGCACUGCUGGGCAGCCGUGCCUCGAAUGCAACCAUAUCCAUGUAUCAACGGCAACAUCGCGACAGCACCGACAUCAAGGAGAAGAUCAUGGAGCUGCAGUGCCUGGCCCGCUGCGAGAAUAGCACUAAAACGCAGCGAUGUCUUGAUCAGUGUAAAUUGGAGCUGUGGCGUGCACCCAGAGCUGGCAGCUGCCCCACCAGCUCGCUGCUCGCGCGGCAUGCGCGACUGCUAUGCUUGGAUAAUUGUGCCUACGACAACGACUGCAUCGAGGUGCACAAGUGCUGUGCAUCCGCUUGCGGCCCCAUCUGCACAGAGCCAGUGGGCGUGCGCAACUCCAGCCAGCUGCCGCCCAUACCGAAGAUCUUGCGCUACAAGCUGCCACGCAGCCACAAGGUGGAGCUGACCAUUGAGUCGUCGCUGCUGCCCUAUUACUUCCACGUGGAGGUCCGAUCGCACAUCGGACGCAUCUUUACGCCACGCAAGAUGGGCAUGUGGCAGUCGCAGCAGGUCGAAAAGAUACUGGAGACAACGGACGGUCGCAGCAAAUUCAUGGAAAUCUUCUUCAAUAUACGACCGGGUCGCUGGUAUCAGGUGCGUGUGGCAGCGGUGAAUGCUUUCGGAUUCCGCGGCUACUCUCAGCCCUCACAUGCCUUCACACUGCCCAGCAACCCCAAGCCGCCCAGGGCGCCCGCCGCUAUGAAGAUCACUUCCCAGCAGUACGACGGACGACGCUAUAUGAGUGUCAAGCUCGUUUGGUGUCCGUCCAGAUCGAAUCUGCCCGUAGAGAAGUAUAAAAUUAUCUGGUCCCUAUAUGUAAGCAGCAAGGAGGGCUCACUCAUUACACACGAAGCCUAUGUCAAGGACACGCAUCAAUUCGAAAUUAAGAAACUGCAGCCCAACUCCUCCUACUACAUACAAGUGCAGGCGAUGUCCAUAAGUGGAUCGCAGCGUCUGAAAUCGGAGAAAAAGUCGCUGUUGCACAAUACAACGUUGCCGAUGCAUGAACUGGAGUAUGCCGCACCACUUGACUGCAGCACACACCACAGCAGGCACAAGUACCAUCCCAGCGCCAGCCCCAGCCAAAGCCACAGCCUCAGUCAUAGUCCCACUGUAGAGACCAGCUCCAUGCCAGCGAUAAACAAUAAUGAGGGCCGCACCUCCUAUGAAGUACGUUUCCGUUUGAACCGGAAAUUUGGCAUGAUUGUGCAAAUUUUGGGAUUUCAGCCAUACAAGGAGAAGGUAUACGAGCUGUGCCCCCAAGAAACGAACUGCGAACAGCGAGAGUUCAGCGCGAUCCGCGUCAAAAAGGAUUCACAGGAGUUUAGCAAAUUGAAAUUCAAUACAACGUACGUGCUGAAAGCGUUGCGGCCAAGUCCAAAUUCCGUACUGGAGGACAAUGGACAUCCAUUUACAUUCACAACGCCCAAGUGCGAAAGCUUUCGUAAUCGCUUUCCCAAAAUGCAAAUCAAAUGCGGCGACUAAGUGAUGCGGAGUCAAAACAACCUAGACAGAUAGACGAUCGUACAUCUGGUUGGGUUUGUGACAUCUUAAAGAACAAUGAGAUUAAACUAGCUUGUAAAUAAUUGUAUGUACCGACUUAACUUUUUUACUUAUUGUUAACGCUAAGUGUGCAAAAUAACAUUGAAUGUUUCACCUUGA
Molecule: messenger RNA, 2034 nt
Organism: Drosophila mojavensis
Lineage: Eukaryota; Metazoa; Arthropoda; Insecta; Diptera; Drosophilidae
Gene: Kal1
Product: anosmin-1
Exons: 7
Coding region: 349-1857 (502 amino acids)
Biological process (GO): neuron differentiation
Cellular component (GO): extracellular region; cell surface
Molecular function (GO): protein binding; peptidase inhibitor activity
Source: RefSeq, a predicted model, not a curated record